This is a messenger RNA of Lasiosphaeria miniovina, 996 nucleotides long. RefSeq lists its product as uncharacterized. Lineage: Eukaryota; Fungi; Ascomycota; Sordariomycetes; Sordariales; Lasiosphaeriaceae. The record is from RefSeq and is a predicted model, not a curated record. The coding region runs from base 1 to 873 and encodes 290 amino acids. The transcript is spliced from 5 exons.
AUGCCUUCUUUUCUCUCGUUUUGUUUCCUUCAUCUCUCGUGCCUUUUUGCCUACAGCCUCUUCUCCAUUUCUGUCUCUGAUCUCAUUUCUCACCCUACCAACAAGGCCUGGACUCAACACUUCGAGCCGACCCAGAACCUUUUCCGGCAAACCACGGCGGACGCGACGGGCAGGAAUACGGAAGAUGACGUUUUGCGGGGCGCACAACUGGCGGUGCAUCCCAACGUGAGGAACUGGCUCCAGGACACGGAGGCCGACGUGGAGCUGUUCUUCCACACCGAAGUAUCCAACGCGGUGCUCGCGAAGUGGAACGGCUACCCGCUGGUGACGCAGCCGUCGCACGCCAGGAACCCGGCGUCCGGGAUGGCCGCCGACGAGAUGGUGGACGCCAUAUACACAGUCGAUGUCCAAAAUAACGUAGGGACGGCGAGGACAGUCAUCACAAUCGGCGAGAUGAAGAGGAACAUUAUCGCUCCAAGGACAUGGCAGAACGGCAAUCUUUAUGGCAACAGGGAACAGCUGAGGCUGUCUCAGGAGCUCGCGCCGCACGUGUACUGCUUCGAUGGCGACACGCUCCUCCUCCAGCUCCAAGCCAAGCGGCCAUCUGACAUCGCGUCGGUUCCUGGUACAGGGUUUCGACGGCUGCAGAGAAUGUACGCCGUGCAGGGGCUGACAGUCGGGGGCUUCUCGGUCGUCGACCGUCGCUUCUUUGACAGCCGGCCAAUGUGGGACGACGAUGGGGCCAAGACCUUUAUCCAGCUAGCGAGCUACGAGCGCAUAGUAGAUCCUCGCACGAGAUGUCUGAAGUGGAGGACCCCCAAUGACCCGACAGGAGUCAACGACGUGUGGGAGACUUGGUGGUUCUGGAAUUGAUUGUUUUGAGGUGAUGAUCCGUCUUGAUUAUAGCAUGGUUUCUUCGCCAUCUAUCUGUAUGAAACCCUGGCGCCAUAGCGCGUACUGCUUCUUGUUGAAGAAAUCAGCUAGGGAAUUCACAUC